AUGCGCUGGUUUGACGGCCAAGGUCGAGGCCGCGCGAUUCUGCCGCGCGCCGCCGCGUCGGCUGGUCUUUCUUGCGCGCCCUCUUUCUGGAAACAGCUUCCACAGGGGAUUAAUGCGCAGUUUGGGUCGCGAGUGACAACAAUCCUGAAGGCGAGGUGUAACAAGCAGCUGAGCAUGAGCAGUCUGGACGUGCGCAUAUCGAUUGCCGCAAGGACAAGGGCGCCGACGCCCCGCGCCACCCACCCCCACCCCCCCGCUACCGCCCGCUGGAUGGGA
Molecule: messenger RNA, 276 nt
Organism: Iphiclides podalirius (scarce swallowtail)
Lineage: Eukaryota; Metazoa; Arthropoda; Insecta; Lepidoptera; Papilionidae
Source: the annotation of a GenBank genome assembly